AUUGCCACAAGCACAUGUAGUUCCAAGUAAUCCCUUACAGAUUAGAAGAAUUAAACUCAUUGAAGUCAAUAUGUGUAUGAAGAUCAUUUUGAAAAGUGCAGCAUUGACGUUUUGAAGGUCACUUUGAGCCUGUUGCUCAACCUGAAAGUGACCUUGUUGCAACCAAACUGAAUGAGUAGAAAGUUGGUUGUCAAAGCAUGGACCUACUACAAGUAGGUACAUGGUCAAAGACACUGUCUACAUGUGUGUGUAUUAUGGGAUCAUUAUUAGUUGGGGGCAUGCAUGUUAAACACAUGUAUCAGUGGCUGAAGGACACUGUAGAUAAUGAAAAACGUUUAUUUUUAUGGACCUGUUUUACAAAAAUUGUGAUAACAAAUUUGCAAUAUUAAAUGGAACAAGCUACUGAAAUCCUGUCUGAUUGGCUGACAGCAGAUUGUUAUAAAGAUCAUGCAUUUGUACGUAUGAAAGGAACCCAGGGCUUCGGACAAGAAAAAAUGUGCCCAACAUUUCUGCCAACUACAUGUAUGACUUUCAAGCUCUGUCUUAUCUGUGACUAAAUGAUAUAACCAGUUAAGCAACAAGGUCAUCGACUUCUGACUUGGCGAAAUCAUGGGCGAAAUGAAGCCCCUGCAAGAAUUUCAUAAAGAUCCUCAUACCCCGUCCUGAUUGUUAUCACUGCUUGGAUCAUCAUUUUUUUUAUCAAGUUUCAAUCUCUGAGACUUCGGGCGUCUUCACCCUGCUUUUAUUUUCUGCUUCUGGUUCGACGUAGGCAUCAUUACUUCAGUUGCUUGCAAGAUACGAUCACAGCCAUUCAUUUAGAAAGCUCCAACUGAAUCUAUUGAAUCAAUUUUUAAUUCACAACUUCUUACUUAUUUGAAAGUGACAAAAUAGGCAGUGCAAGAUGGUUCAAAUAUUUAGCAGUUCAGAGAAUGAAUCAUGUGAUGUUCAUUACAAUAAUAAUAAGCUGGUGGUUGGUAGAAUGGAUAUGCAGAGAAUAGAAGAAGUUUACAAAUCUUGGGAGAAGAAGAUGCCGUCCAACUUGCCUCCUCCUCCUCCUGCUAGGAAACCAAGAGAAAGAGACAACAGUGAAUGUCAGCCACAGAGGAGGAAACGAAGGGGACGGUCCGCUACCUUGCCCGCAUUGGACCUGGUGCCAGAGCUUGCUAACUUCAAGAUGUCUCCUCCGUCGUCGCAGACAGUGAAUGGUUCAUCUGAGAUGAAGCGUCCCUUCAUUGGUCGAUGCUGUAAUCAGUGUGCACAACUCAGCAGGGAGAUGUUCUACUCAGAUGACUUGCCUAGUAUGGGUCUAAAGAACAUCUUGAAAAUGACAGCUCCUCCAAGAGCUGGUUUGCUGUUCAGAUACUUUCCACAUGUAGACCAUGCUUUGUUCAGAGCAGUCAACCAUUCAUAUCCCUCUGUACCUGAUGUUUCUCAAAGAGUGUUGGAGAAUCAAAGAGUUCAGCUUGCUGUUCAUAAAAGUGCAAUGUCAGAUAGUGAAGGUCGUUUAGACACAGAGAGUGAGUACCAGAAGGCUGCUGAUAAACACAGAAGGAGAGCAAUGAAUGUUCUCAGACACAUGGCAGCAACGAUAUCAAAUUCACUCAUCAGGCUGACAGGGUGGUUGCUACUCAAGAUCUUAGGUCUAUUCUUGAUCGGUGUCCAGGUUCAUGAGGGUCAAUUAAACAUGGUCAGACAAGCAGCAGAGAGCGGUGUUCCUGUCAUCAUUGUCCCUCUCCAUAGAAGUCAUCUAGACUAUGUCCUUCUAUCUUUCAUCUUUCAUCUCACCGGUAUCAGACUUCCAUUUGUAGCUGCCGGUGACAAUCUAAACAUACCAUUCUUUGGAUGGUGUCUUAGAAGAUUAGGAGCAUUUUUCAUCAAGAGAAAGCUAGACAAAGAGAUAGGCAAGAAAGAUUGGGUGUACAGAUCAACACUACAUACUUACAUGGAAGAAAUACUUCGGGAUAACCAAAACAUGGAGUUCUUCAUCGAGGGAGGAAGAUCAAGAAGUGGCAAAGCACUGGCACCAAAGGGUGGACUCCUUUCCUGUGUUGUAGAUGCCUACAGGGAUGAUAUCAUCUCUGAUGCCUACAUUAUUCCAGCCUCAAUCAGCUAUGAGAAAAUACUUGAUGGUAGCUUCAGCAAUGAACAGAUGGGGAUGCCAAAGAAGAAAGAGACAUUUUUCAAUGCUAUUGCUGGAAUUUGGAGGGUUUUAUCAAGUGGCUUUGGUAAUGUCAGAGUGGAUUUCGCUCAGCCUUUCUCUUUAAAGGAAUAUCUGGGAUCCCCACCCCUUCCUACCGCUCUCAACAGCGACCUUCCAGCAAUCGCACCUCGCAAACCUCGGCUGCAGAAGGCUGUUAGUGACCAUUCUCUCUACGGCACUGAUGUAGUGAUUGAGGAUCAAAGACAGCUUAUCAGAGGUCUGGGAGAGCACAUUGUAUAUGAUUCUGUGAAAGUCAAUACAGCAAUGAGCACCAACUUAGUGGCCUUCCUUCUACUUACCAAAUUCAGACAGGGUGUGGAAAUGUCACAACUGGUCAUGGCGGUCGACAACCUGAGGCGCGAUGUCCUGCUGCGAGGUCGGGACGUUGGCUUUACUGGAGUGACCGCUGACGUGGUCAAGCACACCUUCAACCUUCUCGGCCCGGACCUCGUCGCGAGGCAUCGGACCCGGAGUCAUCCAGACAUCGUCCCGGCAACAGACGGGAAUCGGAAGACCGAGGAGAUCAGGGAGAUGGUGGUUCCUAACACAGGGUUACCUCAUGUCUUUGAGCUGUCUUACUAUGCAUCUAGUUUAGUGUCUGUCUUUCUUAUGGAGUCCAUCGUUGCGUCGUCUCUGAUCGCCCUGUGCAAUGAAGACAUGUUUGUGAUUGAUAGCUCCAAAGAGAAUAAGAUCGUCCUCCCUCGUUCCAGAUUAUUGAAGAAGGCGGAGGAACUCUGUGACAUGCUUCAGUUUGAAUUCACCUUUGUACCGCCUUGUGGAAAUAUUGCACAUGCAAUCUCAGAAGCAAUUGAUAAACUUGUUCUCCAUGAAGUAGUCAAAUUACAGCAAGGUCCAGACCCCCAGAAAUGGGCCAGACACAUUGGUAUAUCAGCUUCAUGGGACAGUGAAGGCAGCGAUGAAGAAAAUAUGCCAUUUGUUGACCAAAAGAUUGAGAUGAACACCAACCAAGAAUCCCUGUUGAGACUCUACUUCCUUCAGAGUAUCCUAGCUCCACUCAUUGAAGGAUAUUGGUUAUCGGCCUGUAACCUCAUCCGUCUGCUAGAGAUUGAUGUCCCUGAGGUAGACUUCUCCAAGGUUGUCAAUGAAUACUCCAAAGACCGGGUUGCCAAAGGUCUUGCCAUUUAUGCUGAGUGCUGUGCCAUGGACACCCUGCGGAACUCUUGGCGUCUGUUCAACCACUGGAAGGUGAUUGACUGUUACCUGGACUCUGACAAGAAGAGGAUGGUCCAUCUCAAUGAACCAUACAAGAGUGAAGAGAAACUUGGAGUGUUCAUUGACAGGAUAGAAGCCUUCAGGAGCUAGACAGUGUUGUGCUAUAGAUCUUGGACCUUGGGAAGCGAGUCUUUAGGAGGAUGUUCCUUUUGAGGAUCAAGGUCUCUGGAGCCAACUUCUUAAAGAUUCAUCAAAAGAUCUUUAGGAGUUUGGAUUGAAUACCUUGAGAUUCUUCAGCAUUGCACAGUUUAACCAACUUGAAUUUUGUGUGUGGUUGGAAGGAACAUGCCUUUAAGAGUUGGUUGACUCCAUCUUGAAAAUCUGGAAGUAUGAACCCUCAUACCCUGAACCUUAGUUUUUGGAAGUGAAUCAAUGUCCUCUAGACUCUGAAGAUUUUUAUCAGGUUUACUUAAAGUCAUUGGGAUUCUUCAAGGUCAAAGGAUCUAAGCAAGAGUUUGUUGAACCCUUUAUCUGCUGUCUCUCUCCAGAACAUGUGAAGCAUGACCCCUCAUACCUAAACUAACCAAUGUGUGUUUAUUUGGUAGAGAGACCCAAGGUAGUUCCUUACUCGUGGUUGGAAAUAAACAGUCAUAUGCAAUGAUGCAUGCAAGUUCAUGAAAUCUAUUUGAAGUCGAUGGAUUGUUAGUGUGUAGGUUUCUGAGUGUUUGCAUAGGUGUGAGUGUUGGAAUGGUUGUGGGUGUGUUGAUAUGAAGCGGGUUGGGAAAUAAUUGGACCAUUUCAGAAGCUCAAAAUAGUCUUCAGCCUUUAGCAGAGUAGGCUCAUUCUGGUAUGUACCAAGCCUAACUUAACUAGCCUUACAAGCUUAACAAAAAAAUAUGGAUGUGUCUUUGUUUAUCAUUUUAGGAGAACUCCUUGAUGCAAUUUAUUAAUCACACUUUGUCUUGUAAAAUAGUAUAUUUGACAGAGUCUUUGUCUAAAGGCAUCAUAAACUUGCUGUAAUGUGAACCAUCCAAUCCCCUGAUAUAGUUGCACGCUUCUUGGCAAUGCUGAAUUUAUGAUCAUUUAAUCAUAUGUGAUGAAAGUGUAGAAUAUCAAUUUAAUGAUGAACGCAUGGCUGUAUUCUUUGUUGUGUGAGCAUUUUAAAAAAUCUGUGGAUAUUCUGGUAUGGCACAUUUUAUAUAUUUUACUUCAGUGAGUUAAAAGAGACAGAGAGAUUGAGCAUGAGUGAGAGAGAGAAUAAUAUUAUUUAAAUGAAAUUUAUAUUUUAAAAGGAGUGAAGUUGUAGAGUGUUGGGAAAAAAUAUUAAAGAUUGUUUGCAAGGAUUACAUUAUUCACACAAUUUCAUAUUUUAACAGAAUGCUAGUAUUAAUACUAGAGUUUGAAAUGUGUUGAAAAUCUGUGUAAAAUAUUCUUAAUAUUUCUAUUGUAAUAUGACACAUCAUUCACUUAAAAGGCAAAAUUUGAAAAAAGUUCACAAAAGUAUAUGUGAAACUAUAGAUUUACUGGAUUAAUGUAGAAAAUUAGGAACAUGUUUCAUGCAUUUACCAUUGCCUACCAUUCAUGAUUUGAUUUGCUCCUUGCUUUUGUCCUGAAAGAAGUAGGUUUGUGAAAUUAUGUUUAUUUCUGUAUUGUGUCCAUUAUUUGAUAUCCAGAUACUUGAAUGAUGUUGUAUCCAAUUUUCAGUUGUCCGGUCAGUUUUUCAGGUUGAGUUUAAGUCGUGUAUGUGUUUAACGACAGUUUUGUAAUCGAUAGUGCAUUCAGCAAUCCGAUGACACUAAGAUUUACUUUUUAUUUCGGAAUUUGAUAAGUAAAACCAAUAUACAAAAGGGAAAAUGGAAAAAAGUUCAUUAAGUUUGAAGUGUGAAUAACUUUGAUUAAAAUGGAUGUGCUUGCGUUUUACUUUUAUGUUAUUAAAGUAAUUAAAUUGAAACAUUUUUUUUGCUCAAAAUGUGUAAUACACAGUUUUUUAAUUCACUUGUAUUUGAGAUAACACAUUUCAUUUGCGAUACUGUGUAUUACACUUGAGUUUUCAACUUUUUCUCCCUUUAUAACCUAAUUGCAUGUUUGUUAAAAGCACUGAAAAUUUGUAAAAAUAGAGAUGUAAAGUUGUUUGUUUACAAUACACCAAAUUUGUUAAGUUUUUCCUCUAAGAAUUUUACAGGGCUUUUUUAAAUAUUUUGUUAAGGUAUUAGAAAAUAGCAUUUAAUAAGUGCUUGUUAGCAAUACUAUUUCUGAUAAGUGAUAAAACAUUGAUUUUCAGCCACAUGUGUGCUGGAGAAAAUGAACUUAUUUUCCUUCUCCUAAUUCAUUUACCUCAUGAAUACUAAUGCUAUUAGUUUAUAUUUAGCAUGGAGUGGUGUGCACUACAGGAAUAUGUAGAAGCAACCUUGCUUUUACUGCAGAAAUCAGUAGUAUUAGGAGCCAAGAUAUUUGAGGGGGUUAGACAUGACGGAUGGGGCAAACAUUUCUAAUAACCUGCAAGGGAGCGAAGCGUGUGAUCAAAAAGUGUUUCUUUUUUAUACAAAUAUUGUGUAGCCAUAUACAUAUGGACUUACACACCACCGUUGGGAAGUGGUCUUCAUUGCAUACCUGUUCAUCAUAGCAUAGCCUUUAAAAUGCUACUUCUAGUACUCAAGGCCGUUAACCAGCAGUAUACAGUAGUGACAUGACUUAUUCAUCCAAAAAUCAUGAUCCAUUCAUUAUUAUUUGUUUGGCUGGUUCAUCAUCGCAGUAAGAAACAUGCUGAUGAUCAUUUCUUUCACGAUUGUAAAGCUAGGGAACAGGCCACCCACCUCUUUAACCCUAAUAAGACUGGCCCCCACCCCUCAACAUUUUUUGCAAGAAAUCUGCCGACCGCUUUUUGACCGUUUCGCUCACUGACUUUUUACUUUCAAGUCUCGCAUAACUUUUGAGACCAAAAUUGCGACACCCGGGUACGCGGUUUCAAAAUUACACAUUUCGUAAGUGCAUGCUGACCCAAAAUUGCUCAAAAACGUGAAUUUGUAUACAGAUCCAAAGCAGAUAGUGUUUUUAACCAAAAUUCAUAAAUGCAUCAUUAUUUUUCCUUUUAGUGAU
Lytechinus variegatus (green sea urchin) is the source of this 6469-nucleotide messenger RNA. RefSeq names its product glycerol-3-phosphate acyltransferase 1, mitochondrial-like (gene gpam). The record is from RefSeq and is a predicted model, not a curated record. Bases 902 to 3523 code for a protein of 873 amino acids. The transcript has 22 exons. Lineage: Eukaryota; Metazoa; Echinodermata; Echinoidea; Temnopleuroida; Toxopneustidae. Gene Ontology annotation, cellular component: mitochondrial membrane.